UCGUGUUAGUGACAUCACAGUGAUCUCGACGCUGAUUGGCUGAGACGGAACUCGAACCUCAUUCAAGGGAGACUGGACCCAAAUCAAACGAGCGCCCUUGAAGGAAAUCUCCGGCAGGACAAGGGACUUCAGGUUCCAAGGACGAGUAACAGAGAGGGGGCGAGACUUCUGAAAACAAAAAAAAAACAACAAAAACAGACAGCCAUGCCGCAGCAGGUCUCCCCCUACGCGAUCCUGGAGGGGCAGUACGAGCUCCAUGAGACCAUAGGCUCAGGAGGGUUUGCGAAAGUGAAGGUGGCGACGCACAUCCUCAGCGGGGAGAAGGUGGCCAUCAAGAUCAUGGACAAACGGCAGCUUGGGGAUGAUCUUCCUCGCAUUUACCUAGAGAUCGAAGCCAUGAAACAGCUGAGCCACCAGCAUGUGUGUAAACUCUACCAGGUAUUAGAAACAGAGACAAAAAUAUUUAUGGUGCUAGAAUACUGCCCAGGUGGAGAGCUUUUUGAUUACAUAGUGGAGAGAGACAGACUAGAGGAGGAUGAGGCUAGGCUAUUUUUCAGACAAAUUGCAUCAGCUGUUGCUUACAUUCACAGCAUGGGGUAUGCACACAGAGAUCUGAAGCCAGAAAACCUAUUGCUGGAUGAUGACCAGCAAUUAAAACUCAUUGACUUUGGGUUGUGUGCCAAUCCUGCUGGUGGCAUGGACCAAAGACUGGCCACCUGUUGUGGCUCCCCUGCUUAUGCGGCACCAGAGCUAGUAUCAGGCCACCAGUACCUUGGUUCUGAAGCUGAUAUAUGGAGUAUGGGGGUCCUGUUGUAUGCUCUACUCUGUGGUUUUCUCCCCUUUGAUGAUGAGAACUUGGGUUCUCUUUACAGAAAAAUUCAGGCUGGUGUGUAUGAGAAACCAGAGUGGCUGAGUGCAGGCAGUCGAGACUUCCUGGUCACCAUGCUCCAGGUGGAUCCCAAGAGAAGAAUCACAAUCACACAGCUCCUCAAUCACCCUUGGAUUGUGUUGGGACAGCCUCAUGGUGUAGAUGCCACCUCCAAGUACAAGGAUCCUGAGACUUGUGGCGUGGACGAGGACGUGAUCACAGAAAUCGCCGUCCACCAGGGCAAAUCGCGAGUGGCUGUGAGACAGGCUGUGUGCCGGUGGUCCUACGACUACCUUACAGCCACCUACUUCCUCCUGGUGACGCAGAAGAUGAAGGGCAAACCCAUCCGCUUGAUCCAGAAGGUCACGCCUCUUGGGGAGAUCCCUUCGCAGAGAACACCCGCACGGUGCCUGAUGGAGCAGCUGAACAAAGAGAAGCCAGUCGACGUGCCUUGUGGAAUGCCCAAUAGCCUCGGAAAUUCUCCCCGCGGCCUCCAUACGUCCCUGGAAGGAGGCUUAGAUGACAUCGAUCUCUUGUCCAUUUGCAAAGUCACGCCCAUUGAUCAGCUCGUGGAUAAAGUCGUUGGUAAGACCACCAACCCGGAAAUAGAACUCACGCCCCUUGUGUCGCCCAAGAAACGCCGACCUCCCUCGGUGGGCGACGACGACAAGGAGAACUUCGCCCAGCCGCGCGUGCCCACCCCGGGCUACAAGUCCAGGAAGAAGGCCACCCCGUCAACACCCCUUCCAGGAAAGCUGUCGCCUUCGAGAUCUGUUGACAGUGGACUUAAUGAGUUCGCAACGCCUCACAAAACAAGGUACCUGGGUUCCAACGACGAGUGGGGGAGGACGCCCGACCGCACGCCACGCUCCUCCCGGAAGGUCUUCGGGAGCAUCGAGAAGAGUUUGGACAAGAUGAGAAACAUGCUCACGCCCCGCAGGAGGAUCAACUCCGACCAAGGACCCGCGACGGUGGAGAGCAAGUUAUUGCUGACUCCAGCCCCCGAGCCUCAGGCAAAAACCGACCUUCAGACCAAGGCUGAGAUGCCCCUAGCCCCCUUAGCCCCCCCUAGCCCCCCCUCCCUCCUGCUGCUCUCUGUCCUCACAACCGCAGUCGUAAUGGCCUUACUAUACACGCUGCGAGGCAAGGUACGGGACGACGUCGGCGGCGCCAAGCUGAGCUUCGAGCUGGAGGUGUGCCGCGUGCCCCGCCUCGACGUGGUGGGCAUCCGGCGCAAGCGACUCAAGGGCGACGCCUGGAUCUACAAGCGGGUGUGCGAGGAGGUCCUCCGGCUGGCGCAGGGUUCCACCUCCAAUCCCGCCUCGUCCUCCAACCCCAACUCGGCUUCCAAUACCCCUGCGACCCCCGCGCCUCCCUUGCCUUACAACGAGAAGGUCGUGGCGUGACCUGGCGGGGGCGGCGUCGGGUGGGGGGGAGGGCGAGGGCGAGGGCAUGGGCGAAGGUCACUGGGAGUCGCGGCGACCUGACCCGGGGGCCGAGAGGAAGGAGGAGUGUGCCUGCGUGUGUGUUUGUGACUUGGCGGAAAGCGAGAGAGAAGAGAAGAGGAGGAAGCUAAAGGUCUCGUGAGAAGGUGUUUGUCCUGCGACUGUCUUUAUUAAUUUUUUUUUAUUACUGUUGCGGAGAAAGAAGACUUUCGGAAGGGAUGCGGCGAAAUGGCUUUUUUUUCCACAUGUAUAUAUACAUACGAUGCUUCUCGUGGCGUCGUAACUGUGCUCAAGGUAGCUAGGUUGUACCCAGUGUUGAGGAAGAGAGCGGGAGAGACGAAGACGAGAAGGACGACGACGAAGAGAGCGGGAGAGACGAAGACGAAGAUAAAAGGAAGAGAAGGAAGGCGAAAGGACGACGUAGAAGAAUAAGGCGAAAGGAGGAGAAGGACAACAAAGGUUACGAAGACAAGAGGAAGAGGAGGAGGAAGGGACGAGGAGGACACCAUCGUCCCGCUUGUCCGAAUCCGUCCCGCAAGCGAAGGAAGGAAGUCCCCGUCUCAAGGUCGACCUUAAAGCUACCCUGGAACCGAAGUCUUGCCCAAGAAGGUCUCUCGAUGGACCAGCUACUCCGUCCUCGGUCUCAUUUGAGGUCUCUGUUUUCUCUCGGGUCUCUCUUUCUCUCCCUUUAAAAUAUUAUCUCUGGCCUCUCGUCUCGCAGGUUGAGGAGAAUGGAAUGGGAUGCGGAGGGGAAAAGGAGUGAACAGAGAGUAGAGAGAUAAGAGAAGCUGAUAGCCCUUAAGGAAAACGGAAGGAGGGAAAGAGAGGGAAGAGGGAUAGAGCCAAAGAAAGAGAGAGAGACAGAAAAGGUCUCGACACAAGGCAAUAAUAAUGAAAGGUGUGAUAACCCCCCCAUCCCCUCCCCUCCCCUUCCUUUCCCUUCCCAUAUCUCUCCCUCCCCCCACCAUCCCCUUCACUGCCAUUCUCGCAAUUUUUUUUUUAUCUGCAAUGAAAAACUGACGGUAAAAAAGGGGCCAAAAAAAACAACAAAAAACAGACCACAGAGAAUUAAUUUUGGUUUGUGAGUGUCUCUGCUACUUCAUGUAAUUUUGACUAUCUCUGUUUUUUUUUGUAUAUCUUUCCUUGUUUUGUUUUGCUUUCUAAUUUGUCUUAGUUAAUCUGUAAUCUACAACCUUCUAUCAUUUUUAUGAUCAUUAUUAUUAUUAUUAUUAUUAUUAAGGGUUUUUAAGUUAUUCCUGCGAUUCCUGUAAUAUUAUAUAGAUUUAUAUAUAUAAAUGCAAAUAUGUAUGCUAGUGAUUGCCCAUUCCUCGUCGUAACUCCUUAGAGGGAAGUGACGUCACAAACCGACGUCACGAGUCAAGAUGGAGACCGACAGAGAGGAAAGAAAACGCACAGAUUCUGCUCACACUUGUAAUAUCACGUUCACCAAGACUUCUGGUCAGCUGUUUUCGUGGACAGAUGCUUAGGCCUAUAUUUGUAUAUACAGGUGGACCAGAUGCACAUUUUAUUAUUAUUGCUGCUACUUGUGAUCCUUUGUCAUUCUCAUUGUUUUACUUGUUUAUCAUUAUCAUUUACCAUACUUCUUCGAUACUACCAUUAUUAUUACUCUUUUGUUAUUAUUAUUAUUAUUAUCAUUAUUAUUAUUAUUAUUAUUAUUAUUAUUAUUAUUAUGAUUAUUAUUAUAUAUUUUUUCUCAAUAUCACUGGAGUCGAAUAUGGAUAUUUAUGACGGGUGUCUUUACUACUAAUACUUUAAUUGAUAGAAAAGUGAAUAUAUUCUUAUAUUAUCCUUCAUAAUUAUAGAAAAAAAUGUACUUACUAACUCGUGUGUGGGUGCCAAGGAUGUAUUUUAUCAUUAUUAAUAAUGAACAUUAUGAGUGUGUUAUCCCAGAGGCACUGGUCAUGUGCAUUGUCCAGUCCAUACAGUGCCAAAUAUGGCGAUUGCGAAUUUCUCUCCUCCUCCUCCUCCUUUUUAGAUAUUCAUUUUAUUCAGACAUCAACCACGUGUUCUUCAUUAUUUUUAGACCUCCGUAAUCUAAUUUAGUUUGAUAUCCAUUCAGGACUGUUUUAAAUCACAGGGUUCAUUACGAUCCCUAGCAAUCAGACGACCUUACAAUCUGUAUCAUAGAAUGCUUUUUUUUCUCUAUUUUACCAAUUUAUUUAGCAAGUCUCUUUUUUUUUUUGUCGUGAGAUCUUGUUUCAAAUGGAAGAGUUACUCACAUACAAAUUAAUUUGUUUACCAGUCAUGUAUAUCAUUUCCCAAUAAAUAGUUUUAUAAUAA
Molecule: messenger RNA, 4614 nt
Organism: Penaeus chinensis
Lineage: Eukaryota; Metazoa; Arthropoda; Malacostraca; Decapoda; Penaeidae
Product: maternal embryonic leucine zipper kinase-like
Exons: 15
Coding region: 205-2274 (689 amino acids)
Biological process (GO): intracellular signal transduction; microtubule cytoskeleton organization; protein phosphorylation
Cellular component (GO): cytoplasm
Molecular function (GO): tau-protein kinase activity; protein serine/threonine kinase activity; ATP binding
Source: RefSeq, a predicted model, not a curated record